Molecule: messenger RNA, 1369 nt
Organism: Cornus florida
Lineage: Eukaryota; Viridiplantae; Streptophyta; Magnoliopsida; Cornales; Cornaceae
Product: probable aquaporin TIP5-1
Exons: 3
Coding region: 1-771 (256 amino acids)
Biological process (GO): water transport; transmembrane transport
Cellular component (GO): membrane
Molecular function (GO): water channel activity
Source: RefSeq, a predicted model, not a curated record
AUGGCGUCACUCACAUCUCGCUUGGAGCACUCUGUCACUCCAAAUGCUCUCAGAUCGUAUCUUGCCGAGUUCAUCUCCACUUUCCUUUUCGUUUUCGCCGCCGCCGGGUCCUCCAUGUCUUCUCGGAAAAUGACGCCGGAUGCUGCAUCAGAUCCGUCUAGUCUGGUGGCAAUUGCAGUUGCGACCGCCUUUGCAUUGUCGGUGGCGGUGUACAUUGCUGGCAAUAUUUCCGGUGGCCAUGUUAAUCCGGCCGUCACGUUCGGAAUGGCGGUGGGAGGGCACAUAAGCAUUCCAAUGACCAUCUUUUACUGUAUUUCACAGAUGCUUGGUUCUGUUAUGGCUUGCCUAUUCCUAAAAGUGUUCACGGUUGGACAGCAUUUUCCGACCCAUGCAAUUGCACAUGAAAUGACCGGGUUUGGAGCGUCUGUUUUAGAAGGGGUAAUGACAUUCGCUUUGGUGUACACCGUCUAUGCAGCCGGGGACCCGAGGCGUGGUCCAUUGGGAGCCAUUGGGCCCCUAGCAAUUGGAUUGAUAGCCGGAGCCAAUGUGUUGGCUUCGGGGCCCUUUACUGGUGGGUCAAUGAACCCGGCAUACUCUUUCGGGUCUGCUGCUGUGAGUGGGAGCUUCAAGAAUCAGGCAGUGUAUUGGAUCGGACCAUUGAUCGGCGGGGCGGUUGCCGGCAUUCUUUACGAUAACGUGCUGUUCCCUAGUCAAGGGCCUGAACCUUUUAGGGGCAUUGCAGAUGGAGUAGGAGGAGGAGUUGGAGUAUAAAUGGUAGAAAAUAAGAAAUGUUUUUUUUUUUUUAAUUUCAUUUGUUUUAUAAUUUGUACCUUGUAGGAGAAGACACAGUUGGUGUGUUUGACAAUGGUAACUUAAAAUAUAAUCUCAAAUUUUUAGUAUUUUGCAUCUUUUCCCCUUAUUUAAACUCUAUAUCAAAAUUCAAUUGUUGAAUUAUAAUCCCAUUAAUAUUUAGAACAUUGCUGACUAAAGUCUUUUGUCAAUGAGACACACUUAAUUUAUGUGAUUAGAAAAUAUGAUUUUUUAUAUUUAAUGCCGUUAUGAUAUUAGUUGAAUGGAAUCGAUUUUCGAAUUACUUAUUACUAUUUUUUAUUUCGUUUAUUAUUUUUUUAUUUUAUUCUACCUCGGUCUAAAGAAACUCAUUUAAUUUGAAUUUAAUUAGUAUUGAGAAUUACUUGCUUAAAAUUCAACAGAUUUUUUAGACAUAUAUCAAUCCAAUGCAUUACAGCCCAAGGGAUAGAGUGUUGGUAUAGAUCUGAGAUAAAUCUUUGACCCUCCUCGCCCACAACCGGACCAAAAGGGAAGGUCGUUUAUGAAUUGCACCCAUGACUUGAAUAUUGUGGAGUCGAUA